Molecule: messenger RNA, 3173 nt
Organism: Lepus europaeus (European hare)
Lineage: Eukaryota; Metazoa; Chordata; Mammalia; Lagomorpha; Leporidae
Gene: TSGA10
Product: testis specific 10
Exons: 20
Coding region: 598-2694 (698 amino acids)
Source: RefSeq, a predicted model, not a curated record
CGCGACGCUACGUGCGUAGGUGCGCGCGCGCACGGCUUGUAGUCCUGUCGAGAGGGCGGGUCGAGCCAGGUUACCACCAAAGAACAUGAUUUUGGUCUAGGGGCUCCAGUUUCUGAAGCUGAAAAAUACCAGAAUACUCUGCAGCUAGAACAAGAAGUGAGAAACCAAGACAGAUUCAUCUCUACACUAAAAUUACAGAUUGAAGACCUCACACAGACAAAUCAUGGCUUGGAAGAAUAUGUUAGGAAACUCUUGGAUAGUAAAGAGGUGGUAAGCAGUCAAGUAGACGACUUAACCAGCCACAAUGAGCACCUUUGUAAAGAAUUGAUUAAAAUUGACCAACUAGCACAGCAACUAGAAAAAGAGAAGAAUUUUGUGGUGAAUAUUGCUGACAAGGAACUUGAAGAAGCAAAGAUUGAACUCAUUUGCCAGCAAAAUAACAUAAUAGUAUUGGAAGAUACUAUAAAAAAGCUUAGAUCUAUAAUUUUAGAGACUGAAAAAGCACAAAAUCAAUCUCCUUCCAGACUUGAUUCCUUUGUCAAGACUUUAGAAGCAGACAGAGAUUACUACAGGAGUGAAGCACAAAAUUUGAGAAAGAUGAUCAGAAGUAGAUCUAAAAGUCCAAGACGCCCAUCACCAUCUUCCCGGGGUGCAAAUUGUGAUGUAGAGCUUUUGAAGUCAACAACAAGAGAUCGUGAAGAACUUAAAUGCAUGCUGGAAAAAUAUGAGCGUCAUUUGGCAGAAAUUCAGGGUAAUGUCAAAGUUCUUACGUCUGAGAGAGACAAGACCUUCCUUCUUUAUGAACAAGCACAGGAGGAAAUUGCCCGACUUCGACGAGAAAUGAUGAAAAGCUGUAAAUCUCCUAAAUCCACAACAGCACAUGCUAUUCUACGGCGAGUAGAGACUGAAAGAGAUGUAGCCUUCACAGAUUUACGAAGAAUGACCACAGAACGAGAUAGUCUGAGGGAAAGGCUAAAGAUUGCCCAGGAGACAGCAUUUAAUGAGAAGGCUCACCUGGAACAAAGGAUAGAGGAGCUGGAGUGCACAGUUCAUAACCUUGAUGAUGAACGUAUGGAGCAAAUGUCAAAUAUGACUUUGAUGAAGGAAACCAUAACUACUGUGGAAAAAGAAAUGAAAUCACUAGCAAGAAAGGCAAUGGAUACUGAAAGUGAACUUGGCAGACAAAAAGCAGAGAAUAAUUCUUUGAGACUUUUAUAUGAGAACACAGAAAAAGAUCUUUCUGAUACUCAGCGACACCUUGCUAAGAAAAAAUAUGAGCUACAACUUACUCAGGAGAAAAUUAUGUGCUUGGAUGAAAAAAUUGAUAAUUUUACGAGGCAAAGUAUUGCACAACGAGAAGAAAUCAGCAUUCUUGGUGCAACUCUCAAUGAUAUGGCUAAAGAAAAGGAAUGCCUGCAAGCAUGUUUGGAUAAAAAAUCUGAGAAUAUUGCAUCCCUUGGAGAAAGUUUGGCAAUGAAAGAAAAGACCAUUUCAGGCAUGAAGAAUAUCAUUGCUGAGAUGGAGCAAGCAUCAAGACAGUCUACUGAAGCCCUAAUUAUGUGUGAACAAGACAUUUCCAGAAUGCGCCGACAAUUGGAUGAAACAAAUGAUGAGCUGGCCCAAAUUGCCAGGGAAAGAGAUAUCUUGGCUCAUGACAAUGACAAUCUCCAAGAACAGUUUGCUAAAGCUAAACAAGAAAACCAGGCACUGUCUAAAAAAUUGAAUGAUACUCACAAUGAGCUUAAUGACAUAAAGCAGAAGGUCCAAGAUACUAAUUUGGAGGUUAACAAGCUGAAGAAUAUAUUAAAGUCUGAAGAAUCUGAGAAUCGGCAAAUGAUGGACCAACUUCGAAAAGCCAAUGAAGAUGCUGAAAACUGGGAAAAUAAGUCCCGUCAAUUAGAGGCGGACAACAAUACCCUCAAAUUGGAACUUAUCACUGCUGAGGCAGAGGGUAACAGAUUAAAAGAAAAAGUAGAUUCCCUCAACAGAGAAGUUGAGCAACACCUAAAUGCCGAAAGAUCUUACAAGUCCCAGAUUUCAACCUUACAUAAGUCAGUUGUAAAGAUGGAAGAGGAGCUUCAGAAAGUUCAGUUUGAAAAAGUAUCUGCCCUGGCAGAUUUGUCUUCCACAAGGGAACUCUGUAUUAAACUUGACUCUAGCAAAGAACUUCUUAAUCGACAGCUGGUUGCUAAAGACCAAGAAAUAGAAAUGAUGGAGAAUGAGUUAGAUUCUGCUCGUUCUGAAAUAGAACUCCUCAGGAGUCAAAUGACAAAUGAGAGGAUCUCCAUGCAGAAUCUAGAAGCUUUGCUGGUGGCCAACCGAGACAAAGAGUAUCAGUCUCAGAUAGCACUGCAAGAAAAAGAAUCUGAAAUUCAGCUUCUUAAGGAACACCUUUGUUUGGCAGAAAAUAAAAUGGCCAUCCAGAGUAGAGACGUGGCCCAGUUCAGAAAUGUCGUAACCCAAUUGGAAGCUGAUUUAGACAUUACCAAAAGACAAUUAGGGACAGAGCGAUUUGAAAGGGAAAGGGCUGUACAAGAACUUCGCCGCCAGAAUUACUCAAGUAAUGCUUAUCAUCUGAGUUCUACAAUGAAGCCAAACGCAAAAUGUCAUUCACCAGAACGUGUUCACCAUCGAUCUCCUGACCGAGGCCUGGAUCGAUCAUUAGAAGAGAAUCUUUGCUACAGAGAUUUCUGACACGCGAAAAGAUUCUUCACAUCCUUGGAAGAGUCAAAGUUACAAACUGAUUUUUUUGCUAUAUGAUUGCAUUUAUCUUUUGAACGCGUGAUGGUGUUAAAUGUUUUUAUUAACUUUGUGCCUCUGAAUCUGUUCUCAUGUGCCAUACCGCAGUGAUCUGAGAUGACUUAUAAAACAAAAGUGUAUGGCUCUUUCUAUCCAUACAGUAAUAGUGAGUGUAAAAUCUGCUUACUUCACUAUUGAACACUGUUUUGUUAACUAUCCAGAGUAAAUAAAGAAACUUAAAAAAAAGAGGGAAAAGUGUUUUUACAAAACUGAUGUCCUUUCCUUUCUUAGUAUCUCAAAUAAUUGGUUGGUUAGAUUUUUUUUUUUCAUUGUGAUUUAUGCUUUCAUGGCUGAAAAAGUUGUGCCAAAAUGGGACAGUUUACUGAUACUGGCCUGGGACCAACCUGAUAUAAAUGCCAUGCCAUAACCUGACU